UUUUUGGGUAAAUGGUAAACCGCGGACUAGCAAACUCCCUCUCUUUCCUCGACCCCUCCUCAAACCCCUGCUUGUCACGGGUAAAAAAAUGUACGUUCCCUAACCCGCUCGUGCUCUGUUCAGGCCCAGGUCCUCCUUCUCGCGUCCAUUUUACAAACGUUAGCAGGACGUCCGUGACGAUAGCGUGGGACCCACCAGUCUACCCCCGUGGUGUGAUAACGAGAUAUAGAGUGGCGUACCGUUUUAAUUCAACGUCGUCUGGUUUUAUAUGGCAAAGCUUACUCGGCCGUAAUGAACGGCAAAGAACUGCUGGGGGGCUGAAUGCUCAGUCGUUUUAUCGUUUCUUCGUAUGGGCCGGCACAAACACCAGCUGGAGCGACCCGCCCGCAGAAGUUGUUGUAUAUACCGGAGGCUCAACAGAACCCCCAGAUACGCCAUUCAUUCUGCCGAUAUAUUUUUCGGACAUCAGCGAGCGGUGGAUAAUCGUUAAAUGGCAAGCCACUUCGGAUGUUAAAAGUCCCUUGAGGUUCUUCACGUUGCAGCUGAACAAAAAUGGCGAGGGCUGGCAGGUGUACUCUCCAAACGUUCCUCACAGUUCACGGAGCCUUAAAGUGGAAGGUCUUAUUCCAGGAGAGACUUACACGUUCAGGAUCAUGGCUACUAACGACAGAGGCAACAGUCCAUAUAGUGUUGCGUCCACGGCUGUCUCUACUCGCCUUGCCCGUGAGUUUGAACUCAUUGUCACUACGGUACUCUUCAAUAUAAGAAACAUGUUAGUCAGUACGUGACACAAUCUUUUCGGAGAACAAUUCCAAGUCUUCUCAACAGGAGUUCCGGCUAUGACCGGUUGGACUUUUUAAUACUGAGAUAGACUGGAGACUCGUGGGAGCUAGUUUAUAUAAACAGGUCCACGUAACAAAUAUCCUCGAGCUGUAUCGCAAGAAUACGUCAUUUCUGAGUUGCUCUCAUUAGCAUUAACCCAAAAACAAAAGGGUACGAGCUAAAUCCAAUAGUAUGGAAUAAUCACUUAACUCGAGUAAAAAAGUUAUCUGUUUCGUUACCUAGUUGAAAAAAA
Molecule: messenger RNA, 1075 nt
Organism: Orbicella faveolata
Lineage: Eukaryota; Metazoa; Cnidaria; Anthozoa; Scleractinia; Merulinidae
Product: protein sidekick-1-like
Biological process (GO): cell-cell adhesion
Cellular component (GO): membrane
Molecular function (GO): protein binding
Source: RefSeq, a predicted model, not a curated record